AUGCCCAAAAAUUUAAAUUUAUUUGGAAAAUAUUUAAGAAGACUUGGGAAAAGUCAUAAAAAAGGUUUUAAAAAAAAACAAGUAAUUCAUCCUAUUCCUGUUAAGGCAUAUGGUAGAGUACCAUCAGCAGCUUCACAAACAGGAUUAUAUCACGAUGAAGAUUAUAAUUAUUAUACUAAAGUAUCUUACUCUUUAAAAAAAACAAGAAUAAAAGUAAAACCAAAUGUAUUUAAGAAGCAUAUUGUUAGUAAUAUUUUAAAUACAAUAAUACCAAAUGUUCGUAUUACAACUAGCGCAUUACAUGCUAUGGAUGAUGCAGGAGGGUUUGAUAAUUAUAUAUUAAAAACACCUCCAGAAGAACUUCGAUCAAAUUUUGGGGAGAAGCUACGAAAUGUUAUGUAUUUUUAUUUGUCCCAUCCAGAUGUUAAAUUAUUUUCCUUGCCUUGGAAAGUUUUUAUGAAUAAAUAUCAACAGAGUGAUUAUUAUUAUGCAGUAUAUCAACAUUUAAGAAAAAAAAGAAUAUAUGAACUUUAUCAAAAGAAAGAAUCAGGUAAAUACUCCCCUUACUAUUUACCUGAUGAUAAAUGUCUGCAUCCACAGAGGCAAGAAUUCCCCUUAAAUACACAAAUUCAAAAUUUAAAUUUAUGGUAUAACAAAAAUAAAAUACUAAAAAAGGCUUUUAUUCAAAAAUUAAAAGAAGCAAAAUCAUUUGAUCAAGCUUACACAGAUCAUCACUUUUUGGAUAGCUACAGAAAAGGUAGAGGAAGGGGAGGUGGUGGAAAACAUGGAAGAACACCAAGAAAGAGAUCAAAAACGUAUAAAUACUUUGAAAUUAGGCCUUAUUAG
Plasmodium malariae is the source of this 846-nucleotide messenger RNA. RefSeq names its product mitochondrial ribosomal protein L28 precursor, putative. The transcript has a single exon. Gene Ontology annotation, cellular component: mitochondrial large ribosomal subunit. Gene Ontology annotation, molecular function: structural constituent of ribosome. The record is from RefSeq and is a predicted model, not a curated record. Lineage: Eukaryota; Apicomplexa; Aconoidasida; Haemosporida; Plasmodiidae. Bases 1 to 846 code for a protein of 281 amino acids.